Molecule: messenger RNA, 1289 nt
Organism: Aethina tumida (small hive beetle)
Lineage: Eukaryota; Metazoa; Arthropoda; Insecta; Coleoptera; Nitidulidae
Product: gastric triacylglycerol lipase
Exons: 7
Coding region: 81-1232 (383 amino acids)
Biological process (GO): lipid metabolic process
Molecular function (GO): hydrolase activity, acting on ester bonds
Source: RefSeq, a predicted model, not a curated record
CUUAUUAUCUAACUGUGAUAUUUUUUGUGUGCCUCUAAUAAUUAUUCUUUCGACAACAAGUGUGAACUCACUACAUUACAAUGAUUUACAUUUUAAUGUUUGUAUUAGGAAUUCUGUUUAUUCGAAAAGGGACACCAUUAAAAUAUUUGAGUUCAUCUGAUCUCAUCAGAUCUGAAGGCUACACGUGCGAAAUCCACGAAAUCCACACGACCGAUGGUUACAUUUUGGAAAUCCAUCGGAUACCGCCAAAAGUGCACAAACCCAACUUGAAACCAGUUUUGUUGGCGCACGGUUUGCUGUUUUCCUCAUCGAUGUACGUAAUUAACGGCAGGAACAGCUUCGCCUUCUACCUUGCCGAUUUAGGAUAUGAUGUGUGGAUGUUCAAUCACAGGGGUAACAGCAUUUCCAGGAAACACGAGAAACUCGACUACACGAAGGAUAGGAAGGAGUUUUUUAAUUAUACACUGCACGAAAUUGCAACGUACGACUUGACUGCUACAAUCGAUUAUGUACUUGAAAGAACGGGUUUCAAAAAAUUAAACUAUGUGGGUUAUUCUCAAGGAGGCACAAUAAUGUACAUAAUGAACUCAAUGAAACAGGAAUACAACGAAAAAAUAUCCAUUGCCAUUAUGGUUGCAACAACAUCGAUUAUGAGAAACGUUUAUAAUCUUUGGAUUAAAGUUUUGUCGUCCAUUUGGGCACCUAUUGAGGGUUUUUGUGACGAAAUGAAAAUAUACACUGUUCCAGGACUCAGCACCUUCCGUAGAUUCUUCAUUCGUUUCUCAGACCCAGGUUGGAUUAGAGAUUGGAUAACGUUGCCUUUGCAUUGUAAGACGUUUAUGACCCAACACGUCGACGAGUCACUCCUUCCGAAACUUUAUUAUUAUUUUCCCACCCCCCCAAGCAUGAAGCAAUUGUUUCACUAUUCGCAGUUUAUUAAAACGGGAAAGUUCCGCCAAUACGACUAUAGGAAAGAAGAAAAUUUAAAAAGGUACAAUUCGGAAGAGCCUCCUACAUACAAUCUUAAAAAUAUAACAGUCCCCAUCGCUAUGUAUUUCAGUGAUUCUGACACAAUUGCUACAGAAAAGGAUAUGCAGAUUGUAUCAUCUCUACUUCCUAACGUUAUAUAUUACAAAAACGUACCUUCGUAUCAACACGCUGAUUUUUUUAAUGGAGUUGAUCAAAUAGAAGAUUUAUACAAAGAUUUUAUACAAUUUUUAGAAAAUUAUUAAUAAAAAUUAUAUAUGCAAUUAAUAAUUAUAAAUAAAUCAAAUACAUUUUUAAAAGAA